AUGUCUUCAGGACCAGAUCUAUAUCGUCAUGCCAAGAUUGGUGACUUUACCCAGACCCCUCCAACAUUCCACAAUCCUUACAUCGACGACCCUUUAUUGAGAAGGACUUUACGAAGACUCGUGUCCCAAAAACACCUUGAUCGUGUUUCGAAGGAUCUGAGUCAAUUUGGUGAUCGAAUAGUCGCUGAAAUAAAUCACUUAGGACGACGAUGUGAACUCAAUCAACCAAGGUUGGAACAGCAUGACGCUUGGGGACGAAGGGUGGAUGAGCUGAUAGUAUGCCCGGAAUGGAAUCGUUUAAAAGAGAUCUGCGCUGAAGAAGGUUUGAUUGCUAUUGGCUACGAUGAUAACAUCGAUUCUGUCACACGACGAGUUCAUCAGGUGCAUUUCUUUUCCUAUCCGUUAAUCUGCAUAUGA
Molecule: messenger RNA, 417 nt
Organism: Strongylus vulgaris
Lineage: Eukaryota; Metazoa; Nematoda; Chromadorea; Rhabditida; Strongylidae
Source: the annotation of a GenBank genome assembly